AUGUCCCCAACAAAAGAGAAACCCAUUGAGGCUGUCAUGGACGAGAGCAUUGGGACCUUUGUCUCAGUAUCUCCUCCCGUAAGUGAUAUCACCCAAGCCAAAGUGCCUACCCAGACCACUUCAGGAAGUGAGAGUCAACAUGAGGGAGGUAGCCAAGGUCAGUUGGAUGAAUUGGAGAAGCCCCAUUCACCAGGAGUGGAAGAGGAUCAUCCGCAACCGGUUUGCGUUGACCGCAGAGUUUGCCUCAAGUCAUUUAGAAUUAAGGAUAUGAAGGAUCUGCUUAUCAGGAUGGGGUUUUCCAAAGAGGUUGCUGAGAAUAGUAUUCAAGCUGCUGCAGAACUCGAACAGAUGGCUGAUGCAAUCAUGUCCUGGUUGAGCGCGUCAAAGCAUUACUCCGAGGCUCGUUUAUGCAUGAUUGACGAUAAGCUUCAAGGCCACCUGGUAGAUGCGAAAAACUUGAUCUCCUUUGUUAAGAAAGCAAAUGAUUAUCAUCACUUCUUUUGCUACUUUAGUGAAGUUCUUCGUGAGUUAGCGGAAGAUCCACUGAGGAUUUUGCUGAAAGAGAAGUUCGUCAAAGAUUUCGAAGUUGACGUCGCUGAAUGGAGACCACUUCUUUCCACCGUAGAAGCGCUGUCGGUUGAUGAGAUAGAAGAGGAUCCACCGAGUAUUGGGCUUCCGUACCUGUUGAGCAGUUUGUUUUCUGUAUCUCAUCUUAUUAAAUUGAAAUUCACCCAGGAGGAUGCAGAAAAUACGGCGGAGGCGGCUAAGAAACUCGAUAAAAGGAUUGAUUUGGUGAUCGACUGGUUGGCCGCCACAGGGCAUUAUUCCGAAAGUCGUUUGAACGAGAUUAAAUCAGCCCUUCAAACAACAUGCGUUCAUCCAGAAGACUUUUUGCGGCUCUAUACUACAACAAAGGUGUAUUAUAACUAUUUUUACGGGAUAAAAAAUCGAGUCAGACUUGCAAAAGAUCCUCUGAGAAUUUUGCAGAACGAGAAUUUCGUCAGAGAUUUCAAAGUUGACGUCGCAGUAUGGAGACCACUUCUUUGUAUCACAAGGGAGGAAUCAUCAAGUGAAGAAGAAGAAUCUUCUUGUGAGCCAGUUGCGGGAAUUGAGCUGAAAUCGUUAGGGAACAACAAAUCUCUAGCAAUACCAGGUUCCUUGUGGGACAGCCCUGAUUCCUUUUGGAAAGUGAGCGAAAGAUUCCUGACGUUUCGCUUGGUUCAAGAAGGCAUGUCCAAAGAGGAUGCCAUCAGAAGCCAUAAAGCUGCCCUUGAACUCGAUAGAUUGCUCGAGCAGAUAGAUGAGGCUUUAGUAACGAACUACAGAUUGUCAACUUUUCAGAGAAGCAGGAUCAUGGGUGAACUUGAACUGUAUCCAAUUUAUGCCCGUGAUUUAAUGUCACUUGUUAAAAAGGUAAGACAGUAUAAACCCCUUCUCUUCCACGACUAUAAAAUGGGUGACCUAAGAUUUGAUCUUUCUUCGAUAUUGGAGAAGAAGCACUUUGUUGAAGAUUUUGAAGUUGACGUCAAAGGAUGGAAACCACUUCUCGACAAUAUCAGCAUGAACAUCUGCAUAGUCUCGGGCAUUUUAGCCACUUUCCUUACAGUUAGCGUUUACUCUCUCUCUAAGAAGAUUGGUGCAGCAAUUCUGGAUGAGGAAGCAUGCAUGAAUCUCUUUCCGGUUUUUGGCAGCGCUUUGCUGGAAGUGCUCAGUCCAAUUGGUCACUGGCUUUCUGAUGAUAAUGGCAAGGGCUGGAAAGGUCGAUUUUACCAUAUUUUGCUUGCGUAUUAUUUUACGUUUACCGCCUUAAGAUUCGUUUUCACACGCUGCCCAGCUGUCGCAUUUCGGUUAUCUGAGUAUCCUGUGAGAGCGAAGAACAAACUCGUUUCAUGGAGAGCUUGUGAUGUCUGCCAGCAUGACGACUCGUUCCUUAAUUGGGAGAAAGUGAAUGGUACAUUUGGUAUAUUUUCGGAUAUCUUGUACUUCGCCAACGAGGUUCUGCAAGAGAGGUCGCAAUAUUGGUGGUACUCUACGCCGAAAAUUAUUCGUGAUGGCUCUUUGUUUCAAAUUGUUAAAGAAGUCCAAAUGUUCUUGAAAUUGAAGAGUGAGGAAGUCCCAUUGCCAAACUUAAUAUUCCCCUUUGGCGUCUAA
Messenger RNA from Candidozyma haemuli, 2151 nucleotides. RefSeq lists its product as uncharacterized. Bases 1 to 2151 code for a protein of 716 amino acids. The transcript has 2 exons. The record is from RefSeq and is a predicted model, not a curated record. Lineage: Eukaryota; Fungi; Ascomycota; Pichiomycetes; Serinales; Metschnikowiaceae.